AUGUUGAGACUGGGCAUUUAUUGGUCCAUCGCGAUUAUUGCCUGUACUCUAUGUUGGGUGCAGGCAAAACCUUUGGAAGGCGAAAGUUCUAGGAUGCAGGAGAACAGCGAGGAAAAAAUAAUCGCGUUGCAAAAUCAACAGGCGGACAUCCAGAAGACACUGGAAUCGCAACUGGAAUCACAGACCAAUCUGGAAAAGGAUCAGAGGUCCUUAAUGGAAACUUUUAAGAAAAUCAUCCCCGAAAAUUAUACGGAGAAGCUGGCCAAAAUGGAAGAACAGCAAACAUCCUUACAGGAAACUCUUAACAAAAUUUCAUUUGACUUGGAAACUUCAACGAAAAUUCCUGUUGGCUUUGAGGAGAGACUUAGCCAGAUGGAGGAUUACCAAAAGGCAGUUGGGAGUCAAUUAGAAACUCAGAUCAACUUGGCAAAGGAUCAGAAAUCCCAUCUGGAAGCCUUAAAUAAAUCCAUACCAGAAAGGCUGAUCCAGAUGGAGGAACAGCUAACAUCAUUACAGAAAACGUUAACGUUAAUUCCAGAGGACUUCGAAAGCAGACUGGAAACGAUAGAAACAAAUACGAAGGAUAUUCUGAGCAAGAUGGAGAUUCAACAAGUCAAAAAAAUUAUGGAUCAGAAAACCCAGCUGGAAACUUUGACGAACACCGUCUUGGAAACUUCAAAGAAAAUUCCAGUUGACUUUAAGGAGAGACUGAGCCGGAUGGAGUAUCAUCAAAAGGCAGUUGGGACUCAAUUAGAAACUCAGAUCAUCUUGGCAAAGGAUCAGAAAUCCCAGCUGGAAGCUAUAAAUAAAUACAUACCAGAAAACUUCCAAGAAAGGCUAAUGAAGAUGGAGGAACAGCAAACAUCUUUACAGGAAACAUUAAAGAAAGUUCCAGAGGACUUUAAAAGCAGUCUGGAAACGAUAGAAAAAUAUCAGAAGGAUAUUCUGAGAAAGAUGGAGAUUCAGCAAGUCAGUUUUGACACUCGCAAAAUUAAAAUCUUUACAAAUCAAUUAAUCGCAGUGCAAAAUCAACAGGCGGACAUCCAGAAGUCAAUUAAGGACUUGGUGGAGAGAAGGCAGGUGGAGACUGAGGCACCGAAAACAAUCGUCAUACCUUCUGGAUUUAAGAAGAUUGGAUCCCGCUACUUCUAUAUUGAAGAAGGAAUGGAGAAAAACUGGGCAGAUGCUCAAAUCGCGUGUAGAGAAAAGGGAGGUUACUUAGCAGCUAUCAAAGAUCAAGAGGAAUUUGAUGCCCUUUUACUGAAACUCAGCGAUAGCAAUCGUUACUGGCUGGGCAUUAACGAUAUAAACGAUGAAGAAGUCUAUAUAUCCGAUGCAUCUGGAAAUAAAGCUCCAUUUCUGAAGUGGUUUCCUGGAGAUCCCGACAACAGAGUCUAG
Messenger RNA from Drosophila takahashii, 1398 nucleotides. The record is from RefSeq and is a predicted model, not a curated record. NCBI's taxonomy places the organism in Eukaryota, Metazoa, Arthropoda, Insecta, Diptera, Drosophilidae.